Ostertagia ostertagi is the source of this 1329-nucleotide messenger RNA. Lineage: Eukaryota; Metazoa; Nematoda; Chromadorea; Rhabditida; Trichostrongylidae. The record is from the annotation of a GenBank genome assembly.
AUGCUGGUUCCUGAAUGUUAUUGCGUGGACGAGUGCUACAUGGAACGCGAACGUGCCGUACCGAAUUCGACCGAUCUUUAUCCGGUAAAUCCUCGGGAAUUCGGACAUCAUUUAUGGAGCAACGCCGUGUAUAUAAUCCUGCUUCUCGUCCGUGAAGGUUUGAUUCAUAAAUCGGACUUAGAUCCUAUUAAUAGACAUCUGCCUGCUUCCCAGCGCCCAAUGCAGUUCAAGCGGCACUCGGAAUUUCAAGGUAGCAUGGAAGGCGACCCUGUUGUCCAAAUUGCCUUAUUAGCAGAGUCGACUCAUCUCCAGAUGACGCUCUCCACAUACGGUAUUAGCUGCCAGACUCCUCAUGAAGUGGAGCCUAUUCAGAUCUGGCCCAGCUGGAGAAUGGUUAAGCGAGACAUCGAAUUUGUUGCAAGGCGAUGGAAACUGACUGGGCGGCCGACUAUGUGCCUUCUCCUACGUGAGGAAAACAUUGUGGGAGAGUAUUUCGAUCACAUUCUGGAUCUUCUCGUGCAACUGAAAACCGGCUAUGUUAACGGCAUUCGAGUUCGAGUGGGCAGAGUUCAUCAACUUCUAAACACAAGUUGUAUUGAGCACAUUGACUUUGCUUCAUCUGACGAUGUCGAAUUUGACAUUGAUGUGCUUGAGGAAACUGGUAGAGAUCAAAUUCUUUCACGCAACAACCUGCUUGACGUAGUUGAUGAUGAAACAACUGAUGAGAAAGAGGUUCAAAAGCUUUCUGAUGAAGAGCUCUGCGAAAUCAUUCGGAAAGAUGAUGUAGAUCGUCCGAGAUUGAUGGCGUUUACAUUGACGGCCAUGUGGAUGAGACGCCAUCCGGAAACUCCCAUUCAUGGCUGUUCUAUCCGUGAGCGUAUGGAACGGCUCUACCGUAGAGUAUGCCAACUACGUCUUUGGUGGUUAGUACGAUAUUGUGCUGGGCGCUUACGAAAAGCAGUGAACAGUCUGGCUCCCGGUAUUACGAAUAUGUUGGUCAGAGGCAAACAGGUGACGCUCGGAGUUCGAAGUGUACGCGAAGUGGUGAUAUCUCGUCCAAUUUCACCAGGAGAGCUAGUGGAUACAUUGUUCUCGUGUUGCCCUCAGGAGGAGCCUCAUAUCGCUGUUAUGCAACAAGAGUUAAUCAUUGCGUGCUCCGACUUGAUGAGCAAAACUCCGUCGGCAUUUGACGGGGUACUCACAAUACGUUUGUCAUGGUUGGCUGACGCCAUCACCCUUCUGCUGAACUACGUCCGUGUUACCGGCUCCAGGAUAGAUAACGCUAGUUCACUUACUCCAGCCACGCCAGGCACAACGGGCAUACCAGCA